AUGGCCCCUACCUCUACUCCUCUCCCUUCUAUCAGGCAAUCGGCCACCCUCACCGACGGAGUGUACACUUAUCACCUGGACUUGUCCCGAUUCCAGUCUGAGUUCCCCUAUCUGCAGAACUACGAGUGCUCACUCAACCUCACCCCACGGGGACAGCUUGAGGACAAGACCGGUCAACCUCUGCUCAUCCUGGCUAUUAAAUCCCACCCGUCCUCUGGUGACAGGAGAGAGGCGCUGAGACGGACGUGGGCCAGAGAGGGGGUAGUUGGAGGGUACAGGGUCAGACCAAUCUUCCUUAUGGGGCAGGGAGGGACACCGGGGCACAUGGAACUGGUGAAGGUGGAGAGUCGAGAGUUUGGAGACAUCCUACAGUGGGACAUCAACGAAGGACACCACAACCUGUCCCUAAAAGAGCGCUGCUUCCUGGAGUGGCUGCACCACCACGUCCCAUGGGCGGCAUUUAUCUUCAAAGGGGAUGACGAUGUUUACGUGAAUCCAUUCAGCAUUGUACGAUACAUAGAAGAACACGGCUCGUCUGCGUCUGUUCUUCACGGUGCCCUCCAACGCCACUCUACGGUCAUGCGCAGCUCCAAGUACCAAGUGUCCUAUAACCUCUUUCAAAGUCACAAAUACCCCUUCUUCCUUUCUGGAGGGGGCUUUCUCUUCCCAGGGCCAGCGGCCAAACGUCUGUAUGAGGUGUCUUUGAAGAUGCCCGUCUUUCCACUAGACGACGUCUAUAUGGGGUUUUUGGUGCUGGCCGCAAAUCUUACGUUCAGACACGACGAGAGGUUUCAUGUGUUCGGUCUGGCAUAUAACGCUUGCCUCUACCAGCGCGCGUUUGUUGUGCACGGGGUUAGCCCUGAACGCCUGCUGGAAAUAUGGAGUGAAGUUCAGGGUUCUCAGUGCAAUAACUCGGCACAUGGUCUCCGAUGAU
Molecule: messenger RNA, 934 nt
Organism: Spea bombifrons (plains spadefoot toad)
Lineage: Eukaryota; Metazoa; Chordata; Amphibia; Anura; Pelobatidae
Product: acetylgalactosaminyl-O-glycosyl-glycoprotein beta-1,3-N-acetylglucosaminyltransferase-like
Exons: 2
Coding region: 1-933 (310 amino acids)
Cellular component (GO): membrane
Molecular function (GO): protein N-acetylglucosaminyltransferase activity
Source: RefSeq, a predicted model, not a curated record